Alosa sapidissima (American shad) is the source of this 785-nucleotide messenger RNA. Its product is annotated as C-C motif chemokine 2-like. Gene Ontology annotation, biological process: G protein-coupled receptor signaling pathway; cellular response to interleukin-1; chemokine-mediated signaling pathway. Gene Ontology annotation, cellular component: extracellular region. The record is from RefSeq and is a predicted model, not a curated record. The coding region runs from base 45 to 476 and encodes 143 amino acids. The transcript has 3 exons. Gene Ontology annotation, molecular function: CCR chemokine receptor binding; chemokine activity. Lineage: Eukaryota; Metazoa; Chordata; Actinopteri; Clupeiformes; Clupeidae.
GGUCGGAAGACUAAUUCUGUGAUGCAUUUUUCCUGUCAUGCUGAAUGCUUAUAAAACUACUGCUGCAUAUUAAAGUUGAUCAUAUUAGGAGGUACAUCUUUAGCCUGACAAGGAUGGAAAGCUGUUUGAGAAUGAUUUGUCUCUGCAUUGCCACCGGGCUGCUCUUUGCCACAUUGGGGAGAGCAGGCAUACCCACACCAUGCUGUCAGGAGACCACCAAUACAGUUCUGCGCCAGUCCAAUAUUGUAGGCUACCACAGGCAGGGAGGUGUAGUCUGCCCAGUUGAGGCUGUUGUGUUCACCACAGUGAAAGGUAUCAGAGUGUGUUCCAGCCCUAAGAAGCACUGGGUGAAAAAAGCACUGAGGUACAUUGACUUGAAGAAACAACAGGCUACAACACAGGCUUCAACAGUGACUACAGAGGUUCUGUCCACCAAUGGCACAGAGCCAACAAGGAAUGCCACAGCAAUGCCAUAGCUAUGUGCAGGAGAAGAGACUCACUGCUCAUGAAUAUACAACAUAAUUCAGAUGUACACUAUGUAACAGCGCUUUGUGAAAGUACUGCUUAAAAUAACAUAUCAUUUAUCAUUUGCGACAAUUAUACGAUUUUGCCUGCAAACAAGUUUAGAUCCCGUAGUUUGUUUUGUGUCCUUGGGAAAAGCUUUGUAUACUGUUCAGAUGUGUUACUCUUCUUCGAGUAAAUUAAUUACUGGGGUUUCCUAAAAUAUGCACCUUGGGGUAGCCUAGAAAUCUAGACGCGCCCCUAGCAACUCUCCGUUGGCUUGU